AUGAAAGAGAAAGGACAUGCAUCAGUAUUAUCUACUAUUUUUAAUUUAUCAAACACAAUAAUUGGAAGUGGGACAUUAGCUAUUCCAUUUGCAUUUCUUUAUUCUGGAUGGGGAAUAGGAUUAAUAAUGUUAGGAGUAGGAUGGAUAUUAUCAGCAAUAACAAUGAUAUUUCUAACAUUAGCGUCAAAUAAAACAAAUAAAUUUACAUAUAAAGAAAUUUCUUAUUGUGUUGGUGGGAAAUAUUUAUCUAUAGUAGUACAAUUAUCUGCAUUUUGUUAUACUACAGGAACAUGUAUUGGAUAUAUAAUUUUUCUUGGAGGAUUUGCACCAAGAUUAUUUGGAGAUUAUGAUGAUGAAUGGUAUAGUGAUAGAAGUUUAAUGAUUACUUUGAUGUCUUUAUUAAUUCUUCCUUUAACGUUUUUUAAAAAUUUAAGUGCGUUAAAGUUUACAUCAAUUAUUUCAAUUAUUUGUAUAUUUUAUACUAUGAUUACUAUUAUAGUUGAAUAUUUUACUAGAUAUAAACAACUUCAUAUUUCUGCAAAAUUUGCUAAUUUUCAAUGGUCAAUGUUUAGAGGAUUUCCAAUUAUGACUGUUGCUUUUUGUGGACAUUACAACGUAUUAAGAUUUUAUACAGAACUUUCUCAAAGAAGUACUUUUAAAAUGAGUUUUGUUCAAGUUGUAUCUACAUUGAUAGCACUUGGAACUUAUUCGUUGGUUGGAACAUUUGGGUAUUUAAGUAGAGGAAAUGAAUGUAGUGGAAAUAUUUUAGUGAAUUAUCCCUAUGAUGAUAUUCCAAUUUUAGUUGCAUGUGCUUCAUUCUGUCUUGUUAUGGCUGCUUCAUUUCCAUUAGUUCAUCACGCUGAACGAGAUUUGUUUGAUCAACUCUUUUUUGGGAUGUGGAAAGACUCUGAUAAAAGAAGGAUUUUUGAAACACUUACGUUAGUUAGUUUAAUUGUUCUUAUUGCUUUAGCAGUAAGUCAGAUUGAAGUUGUACUAGCUUAUAAUGGAGCAAUAUUUGGUGUGUUAGUAGUGUAUAUCUUUCCAAGUCUUUUUGUAUAUAAAACCCAUCAAGGAGUUAUAAAAUGGUUAGGAUUUAGUAUAAUGGUAUUGGGAGUUAUGUUGUCCAUUAUUGGAAUUGUAUUAACAUCAUUAAAUCAAGUUGGUGUGUUUAAAAAGGUCUAA
Entamoeba dispar SAW760 is the source of this 1182-nucleotide messenger RNA. RefSeq names its product vacuolar amino acid transporter, putative. The transcript has a single exon. Gene Ontology annotation, molecular function: amino acid transmembrane transporter activity. Lineage: Eukaryota; Evosea; Mastigamoebida; Endamoebidae. The record is from RefSeq and is a predicted model, not a curated record. Gene Ontology annotation, biological process: amino acid transmembrane transport. The coding region runs from base 1 to 1182 and encodes 393 amino acids.